ACGAACUCAACUCGACUUUGAAGAUCAAUAUGCCAGGCGCCCAAGAACACACGGAGGAAUCAGCCACAGAAAAUAGAUCAAACCUUGUCAUUGCAGAGAGAUCUCCACCCAAUUUGCUAGACCCACAACCCAUCGUUGAGGUCCAUGUUACUUCCCCGGAAGGGCAGACGCAGAGCUUCAAAAUACACAAGAACUUCAUAUGCUAUUACUCCCCCUUCUUCGAUGCGGCAUUCAAUAGUAAAUCAGUAGAAGGGGAAAGUCAGGGUCCGGAAUUGGACGAUACACCUCACGACGUGUUCGGUAUAUUCGUCAAUUGGCUGUACAUGCAAACGAUCAACAUAGAAUCCAACCGUGAAUGGCCUAUCCGUUGCAUGCUUCUCGUGAACAUCUGGCUGCUGGCUGACAGAGUUAUGGUUCCUCGGCUUCAAAAAGAGGCCCUUUGUUUACUGGGCGAGGCUGGGAGGAUGAAUGGAGAAUUUCCGCCAUCCCAAUACCAACGUAUUUACCGGAAUACUACACAAGAUAGCCCGCUCCGCGCCUGCAUUGUCAAAAUGUGGCGAGACCUGACUAUCUCGAAUUCCGAACUAUAUCCACGAGAAUUACUCGUCGAUCUUGUCAAUAGACUAGGGCCAAUAAAGCGUAGGCUGGAAGUAGAACGUUUCUGUGACGCGUUUGCGGCAGUUGAUGAGGAUUCAAACUUGUUCGAACCGUUCGAUAUGGACUUUGAACCAUUAAUCGCGGAGAAAACUCGGGUCAGCUCAGAUAUGCUUGAGGCACCCCAGGAGGGGAAGACGAAACGAAAGUUGGUCCAGACAGGUUUUACGGAAGAAAACAUAAGAGGCUCUAUUGCGUGAGGAAACUACAGUUUUCCCAUCCUUUGAACGAGUGCUAGGGUGUUGAUAGGAAUAAAGAGGUACGCUCCAUCCAGGCUGUGGAUUUUCUUUUGGGCUUCUGAUAACGGCGCCGCUGCUUACGAAUCUAAUACUAUUUUUUGAAUAUCCAUGCUCUCGUUCUUCUUUAACGUUUCUUACCUUAUUGGGCCAUUUGCCCAGUGUACAUCGAGUUGCUGUCAUGUGGUAUUUGUUGUCACUCUCCAUGUCUUUCAACCCUUCCUUGAGAACCGUUUUCCU
Hyaloscypha bicolor E is the source of this 1130-nucleotide messenger RNA. RefSeq lists its product as uncharacterized. NCBI's taxonomy places the organism in Eukaryota, Fungi, Ascomycota, Leotiomycetes, Helotiales, Hyaloscyphaceae. The record is from RefSeq and is a predicted model, not a curated record. Gene Ontology annotation, molecular function: protein binding. The coding region runs from base 30 to 854 and encodes 274 amino acids. The transcript is spliced from 2 exons.